UGGCGGCGCCCAUGGUGCCUGCCCCGGCCGUGUUCACCUACAGGUGGGAAACGAAGCUUAGAGGAGCCGCGGGUGAGAGCCUCUGAGCGGAUAAAGCCCUGGUCGGGGCUCGACGGGACGAGAGACGAGGCCUGAUCUCCCCUCCCCCAGAUCCGGAGGCAGGAAGGGAAGGUACGGGUCGGGUUACGGGGUCCUGGAUUCUGGCGUUUCCAAGCGGCAAAGUCUCCGAGAUCCAGGUCUUGCGCCUCUGAGCCACGGGUCCUGGCUGGGAAUUCUGGACCCUUCCCCAGAAAAAUGCACAAGUACCCAUAGGGCCUUCGCACCUCCUGAGGCAUGGCGUGUGCGUGGCGGAGAGUGGGCUUUGGCGCCUGUCUCCUGAAAAGGCAGCUGAACCAUGGGCCCCGUGUCAUCGGAUGGGAAAAGGGACUAAUUCUAGGACUCAGCAGAAGUAUCUACAGCGCCACGGGAAAGUGGACCAAGGAGUACACACUGCAGACAAGAAAGGAUGUUGAGAAAUGGUGGCAUCAGCGGAUACGGGAACAGCCGUCCAGUCUUUCAGAAACGGACAAAUCAAAGCCCAAGUUUUACGUGCUCUCCAUGUUCCCUUACCCUUCUGGCAAGCUGCACAUGGGCCACGUCCGCGUCUACACCCUCAGCGACACCAUUGCGAGGUUCCAGAAGAUGAGAGGGAUGCAGGUCAUCAAUCCUAUGGGAUGGGAUGCAUUCGGAUUGCCUGCUGAGAACGCCGCGAUUGAGAGAAAUCUGCAUCCAGAAAGUUGGACACAGAGUAACAUUAAGCACAUGAGGAAACAGCUGGAUCACCUGGGCCUCUGGUUCAGCUGGGAUAGGGAAGUAACUACGUGUCUGCCAGACUACUACAGAUGGACUCAGUACCUCUUUAUUAAACUCUAUGAAGCUGGACUGGCCUAUCAAAAGGAGGCCUUGGUUAACUGGGACCCAGUGGACCAAACGGUGCUUGCCAACGAGCAGGUGGAUGAACACGGCUGUUCGUGGCGUUCCGGGGCAAAGGUGGAACAGAAGUACCUCCGACAGUGGUUUAUUAGAACAACUGCUUAUGCGAAGGCUAUGAAGGAUGCCUUGGCAGACCUUCCCGAAUGGUAUGGAAUUAAGGGCAUGCAAGCCCACUGGAUCGGAGACUGUGUGGGCUGCCACCUGGACUUCACGUUAAAGGUUGAUGGGCAAGCCACAGGAGAAAAGCUGACCGCCUACACGGCCUCCCCCGAGGCCAUUUAUGGUGCAUCCCACGUGGCCAUCUUCCCCAGCCACUGGCUCCUGCACGGGCACAGCGGCCUGAAGGAAGCCCUGCAGAAGGCGCUUGUCCCUGGCAGAGAUUGCCUCACACCUGUGAUGGCUGUGAACAUGCUCACCCAGCAGGAAGUCCCUGUGGUCAUCAUGGCCAGUGCUGACUUCGAAGGCUCUCUGGAUUCAAAAAUAGGAAUUCCCAGCACCAGCUCAGAGGACAGGAUGCUAGCCCACGCCCUGGGCCUACCCUACUCUGAAGUCAUUGAGACUUUGCCGGACGGCACAGAGAGACUGAGCCGCUCUGCUGAGUUCACAGGUAUGAGCCGGCAGGAUGCUUUCCUGGCCCUGACUCAGAAAGCCCGGGAGAAGAGAGUGGGAGGAGACGUGACAAGUGACAAACUGAAAGACUGGCUGAUCUCACGGCAGCGCUACUGGGGCACGCCGAUCCCCAUUGUCCACUGCCCGGCCUGCGGCCCCGUGCCUGUGCCCCUGGAAGACUUGCCUGUGACCUUGCCCAGCAUCACGGCCUUCACCGGCAAGGGUGGCUCCCCACUGGCCACGGCCACAGAGUGGGUGAACUGCUCCUGCCCCAGGUGCAAGGGAGCAGCCAGGAGAGAGACGGACACGAUGGAUACCUUUGUUGAUUCCGCGUGGUACUACUUCCGGUACACUGACCCUCAGAAUCUGCACAGCCCUUUCGAUGCGGCGUCGGCGGAUUACUGGAUGCCUGUGGAUUUGUACAUUGGAGGGAAAGAACAUGCUGUCAUGCACUUGUUCUAUGCACGAUUCUUCAGUCAUUUUUGCCACGACCAGAACAUGGUAAAACACAGAGAGCCCUUCCGAAAGCUGCUGGCCCAAGGCCUUAUCAAGGGUCAGACGUUCCGCCUGCCGUCUGGACAGUACCUGCAGAGGGAGGAAGUCGAUCUCACAGGUUCUGUGCCUGUGCACGCGAGGUCCAGAGCACAGGUGGAGGUGACAUGGGAGAAGAUGAGCAAGUCGAGACACAACGGCGUGGACCCGGAGGAGGUGGUGCAGCAGUACGGCCUCGACACCAUCCGGCUCUACCUCCUGUUCGCCGCCCCUCCCGAGAAGGACAUCUUGUGGGAUGUGAAGACCGACGCCCUCCCCGGGGUGCUGAGAUGGCAGCAGCGCCUGUGGGCCUUGGCCACCCGCUUCAUCGAGGCCAGGACUUCGGGGGAGGCGCCGCAGCCGCAGCUGCUGAGUCCGGAGCAGAGAGCCGAGGCCCGGAAGCUGUGGGAGUACAAGAACGCCGUCAUCUCUCAGGUGACCGGCCACUUCACAGAGGACCUCUCGCUGAAUUCUGCGGUUUCUCAGCUGAUGGGGCUCAGCGCUGCCCUCAUGCAAGCCUCGCAGAGCGUCGUGCAGCACAGCCCCGAGUUCGAGGACGCCCUGGGUGCCCUGGUGGUGAUGGCCGCCCCGAUGGCCCCGCACAUAGCCUCGGAGCUCUGGGCAGGCCUGGCGCUGGUGCCGACGAAGCUCUGUGCCCACUAUGCCUGGGACACGGACGUGCUGCUUCAGGCCUGGCCAACCGUGGACCUGCAGUUCCUGCAGCAGCCUGACGUCGUGCAGAUGGCGGUCCUGAUCAACAACAAAGCCUGCGGCAAAGUCCCUGUGCCCCAACAAGUGGCCCAGGACCAGGACAAAGUCCGUGAACUUGUUCUCCAAAGUGAGCUGGGUGCCAGGCUCCUGCAGGGGCGAAGCAUCAAGAAGGCCUUCCUCUCCCCCAGGACUGCUCUCAUCAGCUUCCUGGUGCAAGAGUGACGGCGGGGGCUGCAGCUACCACAGGGGCUUUAGCAGCCGCCUUCCCAGCCUGGGAGUGGGGAAGGAUUCUGCUGGCCUAGGGGAGGGAAGAGACCACAGUAUCUUCAAGACAGCUGGGCAGGGGCAGGAAGGAGAGAAGAGAAGCAAACAGGAAGCACAGUGCCCCUCCAGCCCCGCUUGGGAGCGUGAGGCUACGCUGAGGCACGAGGCAGGCUCAGGUGCGGUGCACCAGUCACCAAGCCUCGGGUGCAGCGGGAGGGGCUCCUGGCCUUCAGGCUGGACGAGAGAGCCAGUGGGCACGUGUUCACCGUCCACGUGUGGGACCGGACACUGGAUCUUCAGAAGCUGCUCAGAACCCACAAGCCAGAGGAGCCGCUCCCUCUGCGUGUGUCCCCACGUGGGCUCCUGGCACCGUUCCCGGUGGGAUGUGGCUGCCAGGCCUGACGCGAUGCCGACAGAGGAGCGUGGAGCACUACUUCAGAACGGGAAGGAGCAGCGUCGUAACCGCCUCCUGGCUGUGACACGUGCUGCAGUGAAAUGGAACCAGGCGGCAGGCUGCCGGUCCCCAGCACAGCCCCACACGGAGGCGAGCCCAGACGGCCCAUGUGGGCCCCAGACGGCAGUGACGCCAUCAUGGGCGCGGCUCCCAGAGACAGUCGUGAAGAAAGCGCAGUUUACCAGAGCGGCGCGGAUGCCACCCAGACAGUGCCUCCUGCGUCCCAGCCGCUGUGGUGUGGUUACGGCGGACACGGCCCGGAGCGGACCCACAUCAGCCGUGUCCGGGCUGGUCCUGGGCUUCUGUGAAGUCAGCAGUGGCUGCUCUCCCCAGAACUGGCCCAAGCCACUGAUGAGUAGCUGACAGGGGAGGGGAGGGAGAAGCCAGCCACUCUGUGAUGCUGAAAACCUUUGUUCCUGCAGCAGCCUCAGAUGGGUCCCCGCGGCCCAGCACUUAACGGAUGGCUGGAGAGCAGUCAGUGUUUAUCACCUGUGACGCCGGGCCCCGUGUGUGAUCUGGGAUAAAGGCGUUCAUCAGGAGCAGCCUGAGGUAGUCCAUCAUCGCAGACAGCGCUGGCCGGGUGCCAGGCUCCCUGUGGCGCACAUGGCCCUCGCUCCGGAGCUUCCUCCAUGCUAGCUGGCAGUGGUUGAGCCGUACCAGCGAUGAGCUCAGUGGUUCCCAGACUUGGCUCAAACGUUCUGUGUGUGGUCCCCACGCCCAGAAAUUCGAAUGUAAUUGGUCUGGCAUGUGGCUUGGGCAUCAGGGAAUCUUGGGAACUCCACAGGAGGGGCCAGUGUUGUGGCGCAGUGGGUUAAGCUGCCACUCGGGACACUGGCAUCCCACAUCAGAGGCCACUUCAAAGCCCAGCUGUAGCUCCCUGCUGACGCGCUGGGAGGGCAGCGAGGGUGGCCCAGAGGCUUGGGUCCCUGCUACCCACAGCCGAGGCUCGGGUGCAAUUACUGAAUCCUGGCUCCAGCCUAGCCCAGACCUGGCCGUUGUGGCCAUUUAGGGGUAAACCAGCAGAUGGAAAAUCUCUUCCUCAUUCUCUAUCACUCUUUCAAAUAAAGAAACAAAUCUUUUAAGAAAAAAAAAUCCCCACAGGUAAUUCUAGGGUCAGUGACAUCUGAGAGCCACUGGGUUAACUGAUGUGUGACUAUUUCUAUGAUUCCUGUCUAGUCCUUUCUCUGUAAUCUUCACAAGUGGAUUAAGUUUUGUCCAGGACCAACUUAUGACAAAGGGGAAGGCAGAGGCCAGAAUUCCAGAGCGGCUGCUUCAGUCUUUAAUGAGCACCACCCCAGCGCAUGGAGUAGCAGAUGUGGAUGCAAUAAACGAACAUGAGGGCACGUGGUACAAGGAGGGAGGACCGUUUCUGCAUGGUUGUCUUGCUUUGUCCUAGGGGAAGCUGAGAGGUCUUGAACAAGAGGACAGGGGGGCCCAGAGCAGUGGGCCAGUAAAGCCUCAGGGCUGCUGGACUGACCAGCUGGCCGAUCCCAGUAUGACUUGGAAGAGUGUUUUUGCCAAGAGGAUAAAACUAAUAGAGCAGUUGGAGAGAAAACUGAUCAUUCCUUUGGGGUGGAGAACAGUCUCUGUGGCUGCUUUGACUAAGCCCAUCAAACUGGGCUCAGCGGGUUCACCUGUUUAUCUCAUUAUAAUGUCCAUGAAACUCCAGAGGGUACAAAUUACUCUCUCACGAAUGUGAAGAAACCUGAGCUCUGGGGCCGCUGUUGCACACAGCUGAGCUGUCGCUUGCAAUGCCGGCAUCUCCUAUCAGAGCGCCUGGCCCAGUCACGGCUGCUCCAAUUUCGAUCCAGCUCCCUGCUAAUGCACCUGGGAAAGCAGCCGCUGAUGGGCCAAGUGCUUGGACCCACAGGGAACUCUGGGCUCCUGGCUUCAACCUGGCGCAGCCCCAGCAGUUGCAGACAUUUGGGGAGUGGCCCAGCAGAUCAAAGAUCUCUCUCUCCCUAU
Lepus europaeus (European hare) is the source of this 5506-nucleotide messenger RNA. It is a transcript of the gene LARS2, whose product is annotated as leucyl-tRNA synthetase 2, mitochondrial. The record is from RefSeq and is a predicted model, not a curated record. Gene Ontology annotation, biological process: mitochondrial translation; leucyl-tRNA aminoacylation. Gene Ontology annotation, molecular function: aminoacyl-tRNA deacylase activity; leucine-tRNA ligase activity; ATP binding. Lineage: Eukaryota; Metazoa; Chordata; Mammalia; Lagomorpha; Leporidae. The coding region runs from base 334 to 3045 and encodes 903 amino acids. Gene Ontology annotation, cellular component: mitochondrion. The transcript has 21 exons.